UCUGGUACUUUCUCAUAAUGAGAAUAGAUAAGAAACACUGGUCAACUUAAUAUGUCCAGUGAAUUGUCCAAAUCGGAGCAUUGUGUGCAUACACAUGUACGUGUACAUAAUAAAACCACAUUUUAAGCAUGUAUUGAAUCUAUACACACUUAUGUACAUAACUAUACCAAUACAAAGAAUUGCAAAUGCUAGGGUAAAUGUUUUCAAACCACGAGUAAUUACAAAUUCACAUAGAUAAAAGCAAGGGAUAUAAUGACAAUUUUAACAUAUGAAGAUUAAUUUGAAUCGUCAUUUUAUAAUCGGCCACGCCGAUUAUCUACAUAUCUAUAUGCACGGACAAUACCUAUGUAGGUCAGAUUCAUGUCGCACAGAUUUUAGUGAUUUAUGUAUCUUAAAACAAUCAAUUUAGAACUAACCAGCGACUGACUAAGCUCGAAGAACUCGAAAAACAAAAUUUCGAGUUGCCGAAGGGAAAUGUGAAUUUUACCUUAAGAUAUUUACAAUCACAAUUUAUAGUUUAUGGACGGUGAUAACUUGAUAAGGCUAGUAGAUAAGUUAAUUCCAAUAAAAUAUAAACCGUAGUAAUCCAUUAAAUAUAAUAUUUAGUUUAUACAGGACUUUGUGUCAUGUCGCAUUACUCCAAUUAACUUCUAAGCUGUAUUUCUCCCUGUUCCACGUGGUGCACGUCAAACAAUUGACAAUGCAAAAUAAUGCCUGGUGAAAUUUGCCUUUUACUAAGUAAGUAGGUUAACGUCAUCCCACGCAACAAAUUGAGUAAUUAUCGGUGAACAACGCUAAACGAUUGCAAUUAUUCAUAAUCAAAAUAUGUACUUAUGUAUAAUACUGAUAUUCAUCCCUUUAUUGAAGUCAGUGUUUGAAAUAUGCAUUAAUUUAGAAAUUAAUUUAGACCUAAUUGAUUGCACCUUCAUGAUACUAAAUGUCACCCCAAAUUAGUAAACUCACCACAUAGUCUUCCACCAAUUCGUACAUAUACUUUUUUUACUCUUUGAAAUAGUAUCGGACACCACUAUCCGAAUAUUUGCCAUAGUUUUUUUUGUCAGUUCAGUAUUCAAACUUUGCACACAAUAAUUCAAGUUAAUCAAUUUAUACAUACUUAUUUAAUAUCUCGCAUCUAAAUACUUAUAUAUGUAGGUCUACUAGGAGGCUUGAUUUUAUAAAUUUUGUAAAUGUGUAAAUACCAUGCAUCCAUAAUGAAUAAUGUAAAUUGUACGCUGUUAUUGUUGGUGGAACACGACUGAAGUGGGUUUGGCAAUGGUUCCUAAUCCUGUGUUUUUGGUAAUGUGUCACAAUUUGUGAGUUUUUAGUUUUGUAAUGCUUGUUACAUAGGCAUAUUUCUGAAAGUAAUUCAUUAUUUAGUCAUAUUUUUCAAUGGGACACUUAUUUAUUCCAGACUAAUACUUAAAUAUUCAGCAUUUAAUACAAAAACACAGUGUAAAACGAAAUUCUAUUUAAAACACGAUUUUUACACCCUGUGUAGUAUUAGACCAAUAAUUAUACACGCUCGUGUAUGCAAUUAACAGCGGUAUUGAACAAUAAGAAAAACAAAGCUAUUCUUAUGUCACUUAUCUAAAUUAUGAUGAAGGAUUAUUCUUAUUCUUUGAUAGCCGGGGCCCACAGGAGAACAUUCGUAUCUUUCAAACUGGAACUUUCUAGACAGAUAAUAAUUCUGACUCCUACUUUCACGCAAGAAAGGCCAAAUGUUUGCAUGUAAAAUUUUGUAUUUAAGAAAUACUAAUUCCUCGUAAAUUAAAUUAAAUAUUUACUAAUUACACAUUACGCUCAACUUUUAUCAUGUAUUCCACCCAAUUUCUUCCCCUUUUAAUCCGUCAUAUCCGCGUUUGUCGUUUUCUUCGAAGUAUUCCAACCGAUUUUGAUGGAAAAUCAAAGAAACUCGUCCUCAUAACGGGUCCUUUUCAAAUUGCAAUAUUUCGCCUACAAUUGAUCCUCUCGUUAGGAUAUUGCGUCACACUCUUCCUCGGGCUUUUCCUUGGUAAAAUGUCCAUGUCCAAAAAAGCUCAGGGCUUAGUUUUCUAUUCGAUGCAUAUCGUGAUCCUGGCUGCUCGAUGGAACUACAGUUUGAACAAUUCUGCCAUGCAAGUCAUCAACUCUGCGAUGGAAUUCGAAACCCAACUCUUACAAGGUCGGCCCAUUCCCAAAAUGUCGCUGCAGGCCAAGCUAAUAAAACUAUUCGUUCACGUCGUGCAAUUCACCCUGCUUGUAAUUCCAUUGGCUGUCUUUUGCUUGAUAAUGUUCGACCCGUGCUCUCCACCUUUUUUACUGUCCAUGUCGACUAAUUGUGCCAGCAUAAAGUGGGACAAUUGUGGAAUUGAAAUUUACAUCUUAAUUUUCGAAACUUGGAUGCAAGCACACAUGUUCUGGGCUGGAGCACUUUGGAUCUGCUUUCAUCUUUUCGUCGGUGUGGUUGUCAUGCUCAAUUAUUUCCAAGUCGUGGAACAACGAAUACACGAAGCUAAAACAGGGCACGAAGUCGAAGCUUGCAUAAAGCUGUAUCGCUGCAUUCAGAUCAUGGAAAAAUUGCUGAAUGCAUUUCUAAUGGUCCGCAUUGUCCCAGUGAUGGUUGCAGGGAUGCCGGGAUUGCAGAUAUUGACGCAGUACGUGUGUAUAAAGAUGCACGAAGAAAUUUCGAUGCCCGGAUUUCUCAUUUUUCCCCUCGUUUUCGGAGAUUCCACUGUCAACAAUGUGCUCGUCUUCACACUUGCUUCGUGGAUCAACAACAUUUCGGCAAAAGUUUUAAUGCAAUUGGGGAAUAAGAUGGUUAACUUGGAUGCGUCAAGGAUGGGAUUGUCCAUCUUGAGGAGGAAAAUUAAGGCGUGCACCGUUCUCAAGAUAAAAUUUGGCUCUAACUUUAUCGACCGAGGAACUCCACUGGUUAUCCAGAAUUUCUGUUUGAAUCAAACUAUGACUUUGAUUCUUAUCAAGUCAUCCCGCUUAGCAGCCAAGGACUAAACACAAAUUAGCAUCAUAGACAUAA
This is a messenger RNA of Folsomia candida, 3013 nucleotides long. RefSeq lists its product as uncharacterized. Lineage: Eukaryota; Metazoa; Arthropoda; Collembola; Entomobryomorpha; Isotomidae. The transcript is spliced from 3 exons. The record is from RefSeq and is a predicted model, not a curated record. The coding region runs from base 1813 to 2988 and encodes 391 amino acids.